AUGCAUUCCGAGUCUGAGCAGCCCAGACUUGGUAUCGUCCAUGUGCAUUGCACGUGUUUCCGAAGUCAAAAGAAAAGUGGCCGUCCCUACAACGUGCAGCUGUCAGUUCAGAGUGCCACCGGUGUGCCUCGUACCACUACCUGUGAAUGCCCCGCAGGAAAGAGUGGAGCCUGCAGCCACAUCCUUGCAGCAGUACGCCUGCUAGCCCUGCUGAAGCAGCAAGGAUUUGCGGAGCCGCCACCAGAACUUUCCUGCACAGAGCUGCCUCAGCAGUGGAGACGCCCGAGACAGAAAGGCAUAAAGCCUGCAAGUGUUCUAGACGUAGACUGGCGAGCCCCACGAGAAGGUGUGCAGUUGCCAGUGACUGCUCGCCUUUCAGAUGCAAGCUUGGACUACCAAGAUGAAGCUAGCCAAGUAGCCGCAAUCCAGUCACUUGGUGCGGAGCUAGAGUCACUGGGUGACUUUCCUUUUGCCGCUGUCUUACUGGACGUGCAGGCUCCUCUGGUGAAGACAAAGGCAGGUCUUGCUCCAGCAGACUCUCCACUGACAUACCAGCAGUCGGACAGGCCGCAUGAUUUUAAGACGUGGAUGUCGUCAACCAUAGCCCCUGGUGCAGGCACUAGUUGUGCUGUCCCACGACUGGCGCUUUUCACUGGUGCAGUGCAGCACACAUUUCCUGAUGUCCUCACAGUUGACGAACAACAAAUUCUGAUGCACCUUCAACUUGCUCCUGAGGAAGCCCAGGACCUAGAAGUGAAUACCAGGCAGCAGGCCCUGAGCGACAGAUGGCACUCUGCACGACAUCACCGCCUCACAGCGUCCACCUUUGGCAGGGUGAUAAAGCGGAAAGAAUGGACCGAGAAAGGACUAAGAAACCUCUUAGACCCAAAGGAUCUGUCCCGUGUACGAGCUAUACAAUAUGGAAAGAAAAAUGAGUCUGUUGCUGCAGAGCGGUAUGCCACUACAAUGAGAGCUGCAGGACACAACGUGACCCUGCAACAUUGUGGCCUUGCUGUGCACCCUAGCUGUCCAUGGCUGGGUGCAAGCCCGGAUAGGUUGGCCUUUGACCCCGAAGAAGGCACCUAUGGUGUGGUAGAGAUAAAGUGCCCCUACUCUUUAAAAGACAGUGAAGCCAAUACUGUAACCACCAAAAACUUUUGUCUUACAUUUGUUGAUGAUACACCGCAGCUCAAGAGAGAUGACGAAUAUUUUUAUCAAGUUUUAGGACAGAUGGCUGUCACAGAAUGCCAGUGGGCGGACUUCGUAGUUUUUUCGGAAAAGUGGAUAGCUGUGGAGCGCAUUUAUUUUGAUCAACAGAAGUGGGACAAUGUUAAGGCACAGUUAGAUGAUUUCUUUUUUACUACAGCUCUGCCUUACUUUGCUGCUCGUAACACUGCUGCGUUGUUAUAAUUCUGGCAAUAUAUGUUUUGUAAUGAGGUUGCAUUGAUAUGUGGAUUGAACAUUUUUCUUCAUUGUAGUGAUCUACUUUGCAGCUUGUGAGCGAUCACAACGUUGUUCUAGCAGAUUUAUCAGUUCUGUAUGUGAAGGUUGCGAAAACACCUAGUCGAAAGAUUUAUGCCUACAGCGGGGCCAACUACGAGGCGAUUAGCGCUGCUUUCGAGUCGUUCUUUCCAACUUUUGAUGCACUCGCAGAUGAUCUAGAUAUCGAACAACUGUGGAAUACUUUCAAACUGAAAAUGUUUGAACUACGUGAAGGUUUUGUCCCAUCACGAGUUAUAUCAAGUAGGCGAGCUCAAGACAAACCCUGGUUUAAUGCAGAGUUACGUGCCCUUGUUCGAUGACAGCGACGAACUUAUCAGAUACAAGGCGUCUAAUUCGCCAGAGCAUUUGGCCUUGCUGAAAGCAAUAGAAAUUGAAUUUAGACAAAAGUCUGACAUCGCUAAGGACUUGUAUUUUUUUAAUCUAGAUGAAAGACUUUUCAGGGAUACCAAAGAAUUUUGGAGGUAUGU
Dermacentor silvarum is the source of this 1970-nucleotide messenger RNA. RefSeq lists its product as uncharacterized. The transcript is spliced from 3 exons. NCBI's taxonomy places the organism in Eukaryota, Metazoa, Arthropoda, Arachnida, Ixodida, Ixodidae. The record is from RefSeq and is a predicted model, not a curated record. Gene Ontology annotation, molecular function: zinc ion binding. The coding region runs from base 1 to 1410 and encodes 469 amino acids.